CCGGGUCAGCGGGGAGCUGCAAUGGCGGCCUGUGGGAGCGAGGCCAGGGUCGGGGAUGUGGAGGAGGACGCCUCUCAGCUGGUGUUCCCGAAAGAAUUUGAAAGCUCAGAGACCCUGUUAAACUCUGAGGUCCACAUGCUACUGGAGCACCGAAAGCAGCAGAAUGAAAGUGCAGAGGAUGAGCAGGAGCUCUCUGAAGUCUUCAUGAAAACAUUAAACUACACAGCCAGGUUCAGCCGCUUCAAAAACAGGGAAACCAUCGCCAGUGUCAGGAGUCUGCUAUUACAGAAGAAACUGCACAAGUUUGAGCUGGCUAGUCUGGCCAAUCUGUGCCCUGAGACAGCUGAAGAGGCCAAAGCCCUCAUUCCCAGCUUGGAAGGUCGGUUUGAGGAUGAGGAGCUCCAGCAAAUCCUUGAUGACAUUCAGACCAAGAGAAGCUUCCAGUAUUAGCUCCAAUAUCUGCAAAAGCCCGGCUCUCCCUGAUGCUAACCGACUGAACAAUGGUGCUGAUACUUGUCUCUGAUUGUACAGUGAUUGGAAGUGGAGAGACCAUGGGCUGAAGCAAGCAGGUGCACCAAAAAUGACUAUAAACCCUUAGGCGAGGUCUGAAUCUAGCGUUGUUCAGUAACGCGUUCCCUGACACCCAGAGUGCAAAGACGGUCUGGGAUCACAGAAUGGGAAUAUGAUCUGUUUUGUUUCACUGUGAUGUUUUUUGUGACUUUUUUUUUGUUCCAUUUUUGAAAAACCAAAAUCCUGUAACUCAUUCUUAUAGGUUAUUAGCCCCAUAUUGUUUUAUUAAAGUGAAGGUCCAUAUAUUGGAUCCUGGUUAAAGAUUGA
Messenger RNA from Hemiscyllium ocellatum (epaulette shark), 837 nucleotides. It is a transcript of the gene polr2d, whose product is annotated as RNA polymerase II subunit D. Gene Ontology annotation, cellular component: P-body; RNA polymerase II, core complex. Bases 22 to 450 code for a protein of 142 amino acids. The record is from RefSeq and is a predicted model, not a curated record. Gene Ontology annotation, molecular function: nucleotide binding; translation initiation factor binding. Lineage: Eukaryota; Metazoa; Chordata; Chondrichthyes; Orectolobiformes; Hemiscylliidae. The transcript has 4 exons. Gene Ontology annotation, biological process: transcription initiation at RNA polymerase II promoter; mRNA export from nucleus in response to heat stress; positive regulation of translational initiation.